ACGAGUUUUUUUCAAAAUCGGUGUGUUUUCAUUAAUCAAACUUAUUUCUAAAUUGUCAAAUUGCACAAUUUUAUGGUUAGUAGAAAUACAGCCGCAUUUCCAUUUAACAUUUGGAAAGUAAAUUUGCUUAGUGGAAACAUGCUAAUUUUGGGAAAAAAUACAAACACAUUUAUUGAUAAAAACCUUCUGCUCUAGCUGUAUUGAAAUUAGUGUGUUUCGCAAAACUGCAAGAGAAACAGUUUUUCCGCAUCACACAUGUCACAACCAGAUCCAGAUGUUGCCACUGGUGCAAACCAUGAAGUAGACAACGACAGUCCAAACGAAAAAAGUCCAAAUCCAAAAUAAAAACUCAUAACGAAACCAGCUGGUGGCAGUAACUAGAUAUGACUGAGAGCUGGCAUAUGGAGAUAUUUAAGCAGACGAGCUGAUUAAUAAACAAGUGCAGGGUUUCCCCCUGUAUAUUAUAGGCCUGGCGGCCCACCAUGCUGACAGGAAGAAGUUGGCUGCAUGUUUUUAAUGACUUAUCGCAUCAACAAACUUAUUCACGUGUGAUUUCAGUUGCGUUUCUUAUUCAAUAAAAACAUUGCAAUUGCGAAAUUGCAGGGUGGGGGGUUUAUAUCGACAAAGUUUUGUGCAUAUUUGGAAAAAUCUCUUACUUAGUGUGAACGGCUGUCUGCCACAGUUGACUGGGGGUUUGAGAAGACAGAACUAAGAACACUAAGAAAGAAACAGAUGAGAUGAUCCAGGUGUACUUUUCAUGUUAAAGAAAAGUAAAAAGGUAAUGGCAGUAGUAGCUCCUUUAGUGGUUUCAUCACGGAGAGGAAAAUAUUUUACAGAUAAGCUUUUAAAGUCUUUAGAGGCUUUUUGACAAAAGCUCUGAUCACAGCUUUGUCCAUGAGAGAGACAGGCUUUAACAACAAUAACAGGGUUUGUUUAGGCAGUAGCUCCUUCGGUUGCUUUUUGUAGAAGACAGACAAGGUCAACCUCUGAAAGACAGGGUCAAGAGCAUCAUCUAUAGGAGAAGGUGAAGUUAUUGGCAGUAACUCAGCCGAUGUGGCACAGCUAAGCAGAUCAGGCCAGAUGUAGCUUCUACAAAAAGAGAACAUAAAGUUGAAAUAACAGUAAAAAAUAAACAAAGACCCAUUACAUCCAGUUCACAGUUAUCCCCCUAUCUGCAUGUAUUUAUCUAUUUAUUGUGUUGUGCUGGAGGCAGUCAGUGUCUGGCUUGGAUGCCUGUUUUUAUGAGAUAAGCUUUUAAUCAAAGGAUUAAAAAUGGCUGUCAGAAAAUUGUUUCUGGACCAAAUCCCAGCAGCUUUGGGAUGAAGACGGACCCAAAUGUGAAUUUUUUUUACAUUUUCUUUUUUUCUUUUUUGUGUUAAAAUGCACAGCAUUGCACAAAGCCAUAAUUGAAAAAUAAUAAACAAAUAAAUAAAUAAGCGACUGGCUAAAAAUCUAGUUGUUAAGAGAGUGAAUGAAGCAAAGGCAUUUUUUGUCAGAAUUACACUUUCUGUUCUAAGUGUAAUUCUAAAGAUGAACUGUCACACAACCUUUUUUUAAAUAUCAUGUACUAAUAAAAAGUCCAGAUUGAUUUUUUUUUUUAAAACUCAGAUUAAAAAUUCCAGUCAUUCUCCAGUUUAUGGCUUAGUGAUAUUUUCUGUGUCAUCUCUGAAUAAAUGCUCUGAAUGAGAUCUAGUAAAACGUGUCCUCCUUUCUAUAUCCCCUGUUGAUACGCUUUACUCUAAUAUUUUGGCUCCUUUUUUAAUUUGUGUAACCACUCUUAGUUAAUGGCUGCUGCUGGCAGUGCAUAUUACAUUUGGCUCAUUAAAACCCAUCUGGAUGAUGUCAUCGCUGCGUUCAUACGGCCUUUGUGCUGUGAGGUUCUUGUGAGCACAGAGAGAAAAAUAGAAACAGAAACAGGAUGUGAAGUAGAACUAAAGCCUGAUGGGAUUUGAUGUCAUUUUACUAUUUGGUUCUGACUGACGUACUUGAGACACUAAGGAGCAAAAUCUUAGAGCCUUUCUAGGAUUACAACACGGUUACUUCAUCCCAAGGACUAAACAGAGCAACACAGGGUAAAAUGGUGUGGUGUAUGCAGCUCUGGGUCAGAACAGUCAGCUGUCGGUUCAGGACUCAGCAGUUCAGCUACGUCUCAAGGACAAGGAGUUCAUGACGGUACAGUCUCCAUGUUGUUUGAAAGAGGAGUGAAAGAAGCCAUCUUCAUUACAUAUGGACACCCCACAUUAACAGAUCAGGCAGCUUCACCAAUUUAUUUCUUUACUUAAAUUAAAUUCCAUUUAUUUUUGUCACGCCGGCUUGGUUCACCACAUACAUCGUCACAAGGGACUGUACAGAAAAAGGCAAUUCAAUCCGUUCAUAUCAAGUCAGAUUUGAAGUAUGUAGGAUGAAAAAGUGUUUGCCCCAUCUUCACUUCCUUUUUUUAUUUUUGCAUGUUUGUCACUCUUCAGUGCUUUAAAACAUCAAACCAAUUUAAAUAUUAAUCAAAGAUAAUAAAAUGUCUUCAUUUGAAAACAAGAUCCAGUUUUCAAAUGAAGGUGUUUGUUAUUAAGGGCAAAAAUGACAUUUGUGAAGAAUUAUUUUCUUCUUGCACAAUUGAAAAAGAAAAUAAUGGAAAUAUGUCACAACAAAAAAGUUGGAGAAAACAGCUAUGUGUAUAUUAGUUAUUUAUAUUCUUUUAGCAUCGUAGAAACAUAAAAAACACGGCAGAUCAAGUUACUGGGAUUUUAAAACCUAUUAUCUGUUCUCUGUUGAGCUGGAAGCUGGUGUAGAGAUUUUAAGAUGAGUGAUGUUCAAACGUCUUGCUGCAGUGUUCUGCAUGAACUGAAGUUAGUUAUAUGACUGGAGAUUCCAGCAAAAAGAUGCUCUGACCUACUGGUAGCUGUGAACCUACAGCUACCAGCUGGAACCUUCCAGAAUGAACUUUAGGUGCUUUUGUCCUGCACAAUCUGCAGAAGUUAGUCUAACCUUUAACACAGAUCAAAGACAAAUACAGAGACACAAGGAGGCUUUAGUCACAGUUCAAAGAACUGAUAUGUGUGUGUGCGGGGGUGGGGGGCUGCGUGUGUGUGUUUGUGUGCCUGAGGUUAUGACUGGUGGAGAAAGCUAUGAGAGGAAAGAAGGAGAGAGUCGAUGAUACAAAACCCUGACUUCAGACUUUAACGGAUUAACCUCGGAGCUCCCAGCUGUCUCUGAGAAAAAAAACUGCAAGCUGACUUCUGGAGGGCCGUGAUGGAGGGAGUUAGAGCAGCGGCCCAGCACGAAUGCUAACACGUCCUGCACGAACGUCACAUCAGCAACACCUUCUAGAGCGGUUCACCAGAGAUCUGACCUCCUUUAAAAUACUCCUGCACUGAUGAUGUGAAGAAGUCAAUCACAGGUGAGAAAUGAGUGUUUGUCAGGCAGUAUCUGAAGGUCACCUCAUGCGUGUGGGCACUCACACACGCGUACACACAACUCCCCUGAAACAGCAGAAUUUAACCCACAGAAGGAGAGACCUGCCUUCUGUUCCUGUAGUAUUGAGUUUUCCUGGUGUGGAAUGCUGCAGAGCAGAACUUCCCUAUGGCUCCGCUGGAGUUAGUUGUGUGUGAAAUAUAGUGACAUGGUCAGAGAGCUGGUGUGUAUCGACCUGAGAGUUCUUGAGGGGAAACCCACUUCUUACAUCCUCAAUAUGGAUGCUUUCUUUGAGAAGUUGUGUCUUGUUUUGGCAUCCUCCUUCUCUGCUUCCAAGAUGUCGAGCCAAUCAUCACUCAGCAGUGACCGACUUAAUGACAGUGAAACUGCCUUUUUAGCUACAUGGCCUCCAUACACAAUGUCUGGUUGUUAAGGCUUAAAUGUGUGUGUGUGUGUGUGUAUGCUCUGUCUUCUCAAACCCCUGGUCAGCCAUGGCAGAUGGCUGCUCACACUCAACCUGGUUCUGGUUCUGCUGGAGAUUUCUUGCUGUUAAAAGGAAGUUUCCCCUUUCCACUUUUGCUACAUGCAUGGACAGUGUGAGGAAUUGCUGGGUUUCCUUAAGUAACUUUCCAACUAUUUGAAUUAUGAUCUGAUCUUGGGUGUAUUUGUUUAAUGAGUAGGAUUGAACUGGAAUAAUGUAGCUGACUUUGAAACCAUCUGUAUUAGAUUUAUUUUUGCAUAUAAAUUUGAUCUUAUGGGGCCUUGAAAGUAGCUUGGAACAACAUCUGUUUUAAAUUGGUGGUAUGAAAAAACUGAGUUGAAUGUGUAAAAAAAUAUUAGUACACUGAGAAAAGCAUACACAAACAAAUCAUUACCUGUUUACUUUAAGUUGCAUUUGUAAGUAAAACAUUUGAAGUAAUGCUGUAUUUUUUCCCAAAGUCUUUUUUUAAAAUUGCCAACCAGUUUUCACAGUGCAUGCCUUAGCAGACGGAUACUUAUGAAAAAUUCAUUACAAUAAAAAGAGUGGGGAGCAGCAGCCAAUUCAUUGUCAUUAUAUAUUAAAUCUAAAUUGAAUUCAGUAAUAAAUGUCUCAUUUCAGUUAACAGCGGUAUCGCCUGUCACAUGUUCUGACGCCUAAGCAGAAGGGGGCGCUAAAGCAAUAAUAAUGAGACACUUAUAUUUGUAUAUCUAGAGAUUUAUAUGUAGUUUUUAUUCAAAUUUGUAAAUUCAGUAAACAGUUCACAUAAUUGUAAAUACUGGCUGCUGUUUCUGACUGACAGGUAAUUAAAAAGAGGGGAAAGAAAUUUUUGAAGGCCCACCCUCUCCAGCGGAGCUACUUCCGCUUCCUACGGAGCUCCGCUAGAGUCUGCAGUCAGACUCCUCUCUCUCCUCGGAGCGGCUCCACUGCCUGUGUUUCUGUCUCUGUCUCCCUCUCUGUCCCCCUGACAGCCCGCCCGGCCGGGACCAUAACCAGACACGGUGAGGUGGGGGGGUUCUCUAUAACGGAACAAGCCGGUGUUUCCUCCGUUUCCACCGGGGUGCUCCUGUCUCCGGAUUGGGGCUCCGGACUGGCGAGCUGAUGAUGCCUGAAUGAGCUAACCUCCGGACUGUCCUCACAGAGCCGCACAGGCAACGUCGUCACUGGGACUGGGACUGUUAGUGGGACUGCAGGUCAUCGCUUGGCAGUUAAUGUUUUGCCACUUCCCUCUGAGGUUGGAGGCCAGUUGGAGUUGGGCGCUGGGUCCUCAGUGGCUGCAGUGAUGCGAGCUUCUGUGGUGGGCUGCAGGAUGAGCUUGGGUGCGCUAAUUAACGGGUUGCUCGUCUCCGUGAUUGCAGCAAUGCUUUGGAAGUACUCCAAGCUAAGCGAGCACGCAGCCUCCCUGGAGGAGGAGUUGCAUAUGACACAGCAGUCCAAGGAGCUCUCUCAGGCCCGCAUCGACUACCAUAUUGCCCUGCAAUCUCUCCAGGAACAUGGCACCCGCAUGGUGUGUACUGGCAAGAUGCACACCGACCGCAUCUGCCGCUUUGACUAUUUGUGCUACUCCUCUGAGGCAGAGGAGUUUGUAUUUUUCCACUCCAACUCCUCUGUCAUGCUGCCUAAUCUUGGAUCUAGGCGCUUUCAACCUGCCCUACUAGAUUUGUCCUCAGUAGAGGAUCACAACACCCAAUAUUUUAACUUUUUAGAACUCCCAGCUGCCGCUUUAAAGUUCAUGCCCAAACCCGUUUUUGUACCAGAUGUGACUCUGAUCCUCAACAGAUUCAAUCCGGAUAACCUUAUGCACGUAUUCCACGAUGAUCUUCUUCCAGCCUUCUUUACCAUGAAACAGUAUUCAGACUUGGACGAUGAGGCACGUCUCGUGUUCAUGGAAGGCUGGGGUGAAGGGCCACACUUCGACCUCUAUCAACUUCUCAGCAGCAAGCAGCCACUUCUUAAAGAGCAGUUGAGGAACUUUGGAAAGCUAAUGUGUUUUACUAAAUCUUAUGUUGGUUUAUCCAAAAUGACCACCUGGUACCAGUAUGGGUUUGUUCAGCCACAGGGGCCCAAAGCCAACAUUUUGGUUUCAGGGAAUGAGAUCAGACAUUUUGCCAAGGCUUUAAUGGAGAAAAUGAACAUAACAAGGCAGGACGAGGCAGAGAAGGAUGGAGGAAGCUCAGAGCAAGAGAGGGAGAGAGACAAGAAAGAUGAAUACAUCGCUGUGUUUAGUCGCUCAACAACAAGAUUAAUUCUGAAUGAAGCAGAGCUAAUAAUGGCCUUAGCCCAGGAGUUCCAGAUGAGAGUGGUUACAGUAUCCCUGGAGGAACAAUCUUUUCCUAGUAUCAUCCAGGUGAUUAGUGCUGCUUCCAUGUUGGUCAGCAUGCAUGGAGCUCAGCUUAUCACCUCAAUGUUUCUCCCCAGAGGUACAACUGUGGUAGAGUUGUUCCCCUUUGCUGUGAACCCAGAGCAGUAUACUCCAUAUAAAACCCUCGCCACUCUACCAGGCAUGGACCUUCACUACAUUUUUUGGAGGAAUUCUAAGGAGGAAAACACUGUCACCCAUCCAGACAGACCGUGGGAGCAAGGCGGGAUUGCCCACCUAGAAAAAGAUGAGCAGCAGCGCAUCCUGGCAAGUGCGGAUGUCCCAAGGCACCUGUGCUGCCGGAACCCAGAAUGGCUUUUCCGGAUCUACCAGGAUACUUUGGUAGACAUUCCGUCAUUCCUCGAGGUCCUCAAAGAUGGCAUGAAGAGUAAGCCUAGCCUGAAGAAAACAAAAACUGCCAGCACAGUUCACCCUGGCCGGGUCAGAGAAGCCCACUGUCAGACAUCAGUACAAACCCCUAAUGAGGCCAAACUCACAGUCUCUUGGCAGAUCCCGUGGAAUCUAAAGUACCUGAAGGUCAGAGAGGUUAAGUACGAGGUAUGGAUCCAGGAGCAGGGAGAAAACACCUACAUGCCUUAUAUCCUUCCUCAACAGAACUACACUUUCUCUGAGAACAUAAAGCCCUUUACUACCUACCUGGUGUGGGUGAGGUGCAUCUUUAACAAGAACCUCUUAGGUCCGUUUGCAGAUGUUCUGACAUGUCGGACCUAAUAAACACAGGGCCACCCUGUCAAUUUCUACAACCUCACUGGAAGGAGCUGCUUGAUUAGAUUUUGAUUAGUCUUGGUAAAUAAAUGUCUGUCCUGGAUCUUUGCAGUUCCAGGACAGACAAAGCCGACAUGAAGACUCUCUCCGUCUUCACUGGAGGACUCCUCUACUACUGGGUGAUGAAAACUGAAAAAGUUUAUUUAUUACAUUUUCAAACGUCUCUACUGAUAUUACAAGAACUUAAAUGAGCAGAUGUAUUUAUGAGAAGAAUAUUAUGAGAUUUUAGGAUUAGUCUAUACACUGGAUUCUACCUUUUAGAGUAUGCAAUGUAGCUUCUGUGUUGUAGGUGAAAGAUGUUACGUAGAUAAGCAAGGUUUUUACAUUUUUCUGACUUGUCUAAAAUGUGUGUGCAAACGGAUGAUUCCACAAAUUACUCAUAAUAUACACAAUCCAUCCAAAAUCAAACCAACUUGUUCUAUAUACUAAGUUUAUACCUGCUGCAUUUAUUUCUAACUUAAAUAAACUUUGUUUCAUCAGUCAGAUGGUUUGGAAAUGUACACAGUCAGUCCUUUAAAGUAUUUGGGAAAAUUUUCAGUAACAGAUUUUAGCCCAUGCCAAACAAAUCCUUCUUUUAAACUCUAUGUUCAGAUAUGUGUAAAACACUGCCUAUUCUUAGCUUUGUUAAAUGUUAUAAUUUACCUUGAUGUGAAAAGUACAUACCUCCAUAUCUGCUUCAGUGUUUUUUUUUCUUGUCUCAUUUAAAUAUUUCAAAUCAUCAAAUAUUAAUAUCUGAUCAUUAAAAAAAACAGACUGAAUACAAAAAAGUUUGCAAGUAAUGGUUCCAAAAGUAUCCAACCCAACUGUUUACCUACCAAACCUAAUGACUGUUUCUUCCGCCCUUACCAACAACUGCCAUGAAGAGUUGUUCAUACCAGAAGACUGGUAAUGAGUCUUUUCAUCACUGGAAUCUAGACUUUAACUUGGCCACUCCAAAAAGCCUUUUUAAAAGCAUCAAUAAAUUGACUUGCUAGUGUGUUUUGGAUCCUAGUUCUGCAGUUUGUGCUUAAGUUCAAUAUCACACACUGAUUGCUAGACCUUCCAGCAUUUUCCCUACCAUUAUCCAAGGGAGGCGCCCCACCAACAUGACCAGCCGUCCGCCCAUAGAAGAAUGACAUAGGUGUUCACAGUUAGGUCAGAUCACAUCAGGACAUCUUUCUGAUUGUACGUGGUUGCUCUGCUACUUUCAACUCUAAUCCUAACCCUACCCCUACUUUCAACUCUAAACUCUCAAACUAGGUUUAUAGUUAACUGAUUAGCCUACGGUAACCUUGCGCGGUUGUCAGGGCCCUGCUCGUGCACUUCCGAACUUUUGUAACUUGGCGUGGGGUCGCUCAUUUGGAGCAGGUUAACCUGUACCGAUAUUUAUAAGAACCCUCUACUAGGGCUCAUUUUUGGAAAAUACUACACAUCUAACAUAAAAGCCACACUGCUUGCUUGGCAAACUUAAAGUGUAGACUCAGCAUCCUGAACGCCUCCCUGGUGAGGUGUUCCAGGCACGUCCUACUGGGAGGAGUCCCAGAGGAAGACCCAGGACAUGCUGGAGGGACUAAGUUUCACAACUGGCUUGGGAAUGCCUUGGGAUUUUCCCCAGAGAAGCUGGCCCGAAUGGCUGAGAAAAGUCUGGGUCUCCCUUAGGCUGCUGACCCCAGGUAAAUGAAAAGCAAGUGAUAGAUGGAUGGACAUUGUUACUACUAACCAUCAACUGUUUUUCCCUCCCCCAUGACAGUGGUCUUUGUAAUGAAAUACAUGAUACUUACUGAAAAAGAUGCAGUAGAUAAAAACUGACAGAUAGAAAGAGACUGAAGGAUAGAAAAGACUGAUAAAAAAAGAAAGUUAGUUCAAGCAGCAUUAUUUCACCUGGCAGUAUUCAGUAUUAAGCGAUGCCUUCCUCGACUCCAUUUUCAUCGUAAUAAAACUUACCAGCCCAGCAGAUUUCCUUUCAACUGUUAUGGGUUGCCUGUCAAAUGUCAUCAUUUGCAGAUAAAUUGCAGUGCCGUGCUUCUCCUUUAUGUCAUUGAAUUAAAGUGUUUGGUAGAUGAGAUUUAGCAAGAUAUUUCUAUGGAAAUACAAGAUGGACAAAACACGGCCACCAGCAUAAGUUCCUUUGGUUAGUGCAUGCUUAACAGAGAUUAUUUGAAGACUUGGCAGCAAACGCAGGUUGUAGUGGAUUAGAUACGUGUGUCUGUGCUGUUGGUUAGUUUUCUUUGUUUUCCUGCCACUCCUGUAGAUGUGAUGAGUAAAACCAGAAUGUCUGUUUUCUACACUAGAAAUAGAUGGAUUUUCCCCCCAAGAACUGUGAAUCAAUAAAUAUUUUUUUGUUACAGUAUG
Messenger RNA from Xiphophorus couchianus (Monterrey platyfish), 9362 nucleotides. It is a transcript of the gene pomgnt2, whose product is annotated as protein O-linked mannose N-acetylglucosaminyltransferase 2 (beta 1,4-). Gene Ontology annotation, cellular component: endoplasmic reticulum. Gene Ontology annotation, biological process: protein O-linked glycosylation via mannose. Gene Ontology annotation, molecular function: protein O-acetylglucosaminyltransferase activity; protein binding. NCBI's taxonomy places the organism in Eukaryota, Metazoa, Chordata, Actinopteri, Cyprinodontiformes, Poeciliidae. Bases 5169 to 6977 code for a protein of 602 amino acids. The transcript is spliced from 2 exons. The record is from RefSeq and is a predicted model, not a curated record.